Messenger RNA from Schizophyllum commune H4-8, 795 nucleotides. RefSeq lists its product as uncharacterized. The record is from RefSeq and is a predicted model, not a curated record. Bases 1 to 795 code for a protein of 264 amino acids. The transcript has 3 exons. NCBI's taxonomy places the organism in Eukaryota, Fungi, Basidiomycota, Agaricomycetes, Agaricales, Schizophyllaceae.
AUGAAGGCCUCCAUCGCAUUCCUCGCUGCUUUCGUUGCCUCCGCCGCCGCGCACAUGGAAGUGACCAACCCGCCGCCACUGCGCUCGAAGAGCAACCCGAACACGCCGGAGAACCUCAUCGACUACUCGAUGACGAGCCCGCUCAUCUCGGACGGCUCGAACUACCCGUGCAAGGGUUACCUCGCGGACACCGAGGGCAAGGAGAGCGUGGCGACCUGGGCCGCGGGGUCCACGCAGAGUGUGACACUCGAAGGCAGCGCGAUCCACGAGGGCGGCUCCUGCCAGUUCUCGUUGUCUGAGGACGGCGGGGAGACCUUCAAGGUCAUCAAGUCCUUCAUCGGCAACUGCCCCGCGAGCACGGGCCCGCUCAACAUGACCGUCGACGUCCCCGCCGACGCGAAGGACGGCGAGAACGUCUUCGCAUGGACGUGGAACAACCGCGUCGGCAACCGCGAGAUGUACAUGAACUGCGCCAUCAUCACCAUCGAGAACGGCGGCGCGGGCCUCAGCGCGUACCCGGACGUCUUUGUCGCGCAGCUCAGCGGCGUCAACGACUGCACCGUCCCCGAGGGCACCGACGUCGACUACCCGAACCCGGGCGAGCAGGUCGAGCGCGCGGACGGGGACGCCGCCAUCGGCGCGCCCGCGGGCGACUGCGGCGCAGCGAGCGGGGGCACAAGCGCGACCUCCGCCUCUGGCAGCGCUACUGCGACGGCGACCGUGUCUGCCUCUGCUAGCGCAAGCGUUAGCGCUCCGGCGAAGCGCGCGCAUAGGCGUCGUCGCGGGUCGUUCUGA